Molecule: messenger RNA, 1071 nt
Organism: Colletotrichum siamense
Lineage: Eukaryota; Fungi; Ascomycota; Sordariomycetes; Glomerellales; Glomerellaceae
Gene: Znf143
Product: Zinc finger protein 143
Exons: 4
Coding region: 1-1071 (356 amino acids)
Biological process (GO): regulation of transcription by RNA polymerase II
Cellular component (GO): PcG protein complex; transcription regulator complex
Molecular function (GO): RNA polymerase II cis-regulatory region sequence-specific DNA binding; DNA-binding transcription factor activity, RNA polymerase II-specific
Source: RefSeq, a predicted model, not a curated record
AUGGAAAUCAUGGAGCUCGUUGACAACAGACCACAAUCUCACCGCUUCAACUGCGAUUGGAAGACGUGCAAUAAGGGAUUCAAGCGCAAAUCCGACUUGCAACGACACUACCGAAUUCACACAAACGACCGGCCGUUCCCGUGCCCAGCGCCAGGCUGCGAGUCAAGCUUCAUCCAGAGGAGUGCUCUGACGGUUCACUUACGAAUUCACACUGGAGAAAAGCCCUAUGAGUGCCAGUAUCCCGGCUGUGACAAGCGGUUCGCAGAUUCUUCCAGCUUUUCUCGACAUCGUCGAUUACAUGUAGGAAAACGCCCUUACACAUGCGCCGUCGCUACAUGCAGGAAACACUUCGUCCGAAAAGUGGCAAUGGUGCAACACCACAAGCUCCAUCACAGAACCAACGACGACUCUAAGGAAUUCACGGGCCAAUAUUGGAACUCGCCACCGCGCCACGAUGAAGUAGCCGCUACAAGUACUGCUGUCAUUAUGCCACCAGGGGUUGAUGCAGUGUCGAGGGAGAGCCUACGGGCCGCAGGACACACCAGCUCCGCUGAGCUUCAUAGCGAAGAUCAUGCUGGAGUAGCCGAACGUUUCGAAGAAUCUCCUCUCGCCACUUCGUCCAGACAACCAUAUGGAAGAGUCCACUACGACUACUCAACGGCCGACGGGCAGUUCUUUUACGAUGAUUCCCACAGUUCCCAGGGAUCGGAGCAAGCUUCAAGUCCAAUUGAUGACUUCGCGAGCCAACAAGUCGGCUCUGGAUGGCCUCCUCACCACUGCAAUCCGCCGCCUUCGUAUUCGAACCCUAUUUCAUUGCCAGAACUAUGGACGCCAUGCGUCACUAUCGCGGGUGGGCAUACAGCUGGAUUCUACGGUCAUGAAACGAUGUCAUCUCCGCCCGGUUUACAGCCAGUCUUGGGAUUUCCACCAGCUAUCCCGUACGAGAUGCCGCGACCGCAUGAGUUGAGUUGGAAUCCUUAUCAGCCAUGGCCGCAAGAGGGGAGGUGCCAUGCACAAGAUUUCUAUCAUCCAAGGAUCUCGGCAAGUUUGGAUCCAGCUCUGUUCCACUGA